Pyricularia grisea is the source of this 3966-nucleotide messenger RNA. RefSeq lists its product as uncharacterized. The record is from RefSeq and is a predicted model, not a curated record. The transcript is spliced from 4 exons. Lineage: Eukaryota; Fungi; Ascomycota; Sordariomycetes; Magnaporthales; Pyriculariaceae. Bases 1 to 3966 code for a protein of 1321 amino acids.
AUGGGAGUCGAUGCUCAGGUCCAUGUCCUCACGAAUGCGACCGCUGACAGUAAGCGACAUCAGCGAGUCGACACCCAGAUCCGUAAAGGCAAUGUUGUCAGCAAGCUCGUCGUGGCUGACACCAACCUCCUUGGCAAGGAUGUCGAGCACCUGGGAGACGACCGAGGUGAGCUUCUGGUUGACCUUGGCGAUGUUCUUGGGGGUGACGCCCUUGGUCUUCUCCUUGGUGGAGGAAGCCUUCUUCUCCUUGACAGCAGGCUUGACAGCGGGAGCAGCGGCGCGGACGGGAGCGGCGAUGGCAGCAGAUCCACGCGGGGGCAGCAUCAUGUUGAGGACCUUGCGGGGGAUGGCCUGGAACUUCAAGUCACCGCACAUGCCAAUGAUCUUCUCGCCGUCAAAGACGUAAACGUCACCAGCGUAGACCUUGUUACCCUUGAUGGGCUGCAUGCGGAUGUAGCUGCGGUACUUCUUGGUGGCGACAGGCAGCUCAGAGAACCUGAGAGAGCCCCAUCCGUGGGAGAUGAAGACCUGCUCGCGCGAGUCGACAGCGUCGGUUCCAUUGAUGAUGAAGCCAGAGAUGUGACACAGACUGUCGAUCCAGUAGGGGCUGAAGACGUAUUUGCCAUCGGCCUCAGUGGUCUGGAACUUGACCUGAGCAGUAGCCUCGCAAGUCUCGCUGUCGAGGACAACCUCCUCCAUACCGCGGUAACGAGGAGUGUAGUCGACAAGGGCGGCGAACAGCUUGUAGGCCAAGCCACGGCCGAUCUUAGAUGCCUUGCCAUCCUUCUCGGACUCGAUGAGACCAUCGACGCGAGACUUGAUGAGGUAAGAGACGCGGUCAAACUCUCCCUGCCAGUCCUCGGUGUUACCGAAGUAGACCUUGCAGUUGGCAUGGUCAACACGCUUGGCGCCCUCGCCGGUGUGGAAGACCAGGUCGGCGCUGUUCUGAGCAGCGUUGGCAGUGACUGUGAGUCUCAGGAUGUGGCUCUCAGCAGCGUCAUCGAAGAUGAGAGUCUUGGGGACCUCCAUGUGAGCGACGUUGACGCCGAUGUUCUCAGACUCGGGGCGGAGCAGCUUGUAGGCAUAUUGACAGGUGGUGAUGGCCAUGUCUCCGUACAGCGAAGAGGGGCAGAGGGGAGCACCGUUGACCAAGUGGCCGGAAACAACGCCACGAAGGUCCUCGCGAGACAAGUUGGACUCGACCUCGACGACAGCGACGUCGCCCUUGAUCUCCUCGCUGACAACCUUCUGGACAGUGGUGGUCUCGAGCUUGGGCUUAGCGAUGGCAGUAGGGGCAGGCAGAGCCUUGGCCACGCGGUUCUUGCUGAGACACCAGUCGCCCUCGUACUGCAGCCAGUAGUUCUUCUCAUCGAAGGCGUACGACGGAAGAUCCAGGUGCCUGACGGACGAAAGGAAGUCAUUGUGGUACUCGUUCCAGUCGAUGUUCAGACCAGCAGUGUGGAGGGUGCAGAGACUGGCGCUCAGGGUCUUGUAAGUGGACUCGUUGCGGCGAAGAGUGGGCACAGCGACAGUCGAGACACCGAAAGCAGCCUUGACCAUGUUGGCGCAGACGGGGUGGGGGCCGACCUCGAGCCAGACAGUCUUCUCAUCGAUGGCACCGGCCGACUGGGCAGAAACAAGACCGCCAAGGAAGUCAACAGCGUCACGAGCAUGAUCGCGCAGGUACUUGGGGUUGAUGGGCUCAUCGUCAAUGAGCUUGGCAAGGAGCGGCGAGAUGACAGGGACCUUGGGGGCGUUGAAGCGGACAGCGCGGGCCAGCUUCUCAAAGUCAUCAAGGAUGGGGUCGACCUGGGCCGAGUGGAAGGCGAAGGGCACCUUGAGCUGAGUGCACUUGAAGCCAGCAGCACCAAGCUGCUGCGAGAUCUCAGCCAUCUCGGAAGCCUCACCACUGAGGACAGUCUCGCGGGCCAACAUGGCGUGGGUGCCGGCAGUGCACUUCUCAACGAGAAGCUUGGCACGAGCACCAACGAGGUAGAUGGUGUCACUGGCAGACAGAACACCGGCAACGUGCAGAGCAGCAUACUCGCCAAGACUGUGGCCCAUGACCGCAGCAGGUUUGAUGCCCCAAGAAGCCCAGAGCUUAGCCAGGGCCAUCUCGAAGCAGCAAAGACCAAGCUGGACGAUGAGGGGCUCGAGCUUGGCGACGUCAGGCUCGCUGCCGUCAAUCAGGGGCAUGAAGCUCGGGAAGCCGUGAAUCUGGGCAAUCCUGUCGAACUCGUUCAUGGCCUGACGGAAAACGGCGUGGUUGGCAUACAGCUCCUUGCCAAGACCAGCGUAGUGAGAGCCCUGGCCAGUGAACAUGAAAGCAACCUUGGGAGGCUCGGGAGAGACGGGGACAAAGUUCUCCUGGAGACGGGUCUUGAGGGCCUGCUUGGCCUCGCCCAGGUCCUGGGCCGUGACGUUCAUGCGCCAGUAGUGCUGGAUGCGACGAGCAGUGGUGGCGUAAGCAAUGUGGGAGAUGGGGGUGUCAUCGUUCUCGUCCAUCCAUUGGAUGAGCCUCUCCGCGUUGUGGAUCAUGGCAGACUUAGACUUGCCAGUAAUGGUGAUCAAAUGGACGUUGCGCGGGUCCUGGGUGGCAGGCUCAACAGGAGGAGCAUCCUCGAGCAGCAGACCAGUGUUACCACCAGCAGCGCUGAAGUUGUUGAUGAAGACCCUACGGGGCUUGCCGUGGAAAGCAAUGUUGACGUUGCGCUCACCAAGGUCCUUGGGGAAGGUCUUGUUGAUGACGGAUCCCUUCUUGAUACCGACGUGGGGAGGGAUGGCAUUCUUCUGGAGCAUGAGCAGAACCUUGCACAAAGCCGUGACACCGGAAGCAGCCUCACCGUGACCAAGGUUGGCCUUGACGGCACCAAGGUACAGAGGACGGUCUGCAGGCCUCUUCCUGUGGGCAGGAGCAAAGACGAUGGACUGCGUAGGACCGUGAGGGUGGGUGAUGGAGAUGGCAUCGGCCGAGUGGUUGGUGGCAGUGCCAAGGAUGACAGCAAGAACGCGAUCAUGGUCGGCAAUGGCAUCGUCGAGCCUCUUGACAAUGACGGAGGCACAGCUGUCACCACGGCAGUAUCCAUCGGCAUUGUUGUCGAAGGUGGCGCAGGGACCCUUCUUGGAAAGGAACUGUCCACGACUCAGACCCGCGAAAAUAUCGGGGUUGGUCAUGCAGGACAGACCACCGACGAUAGCAGUGUCACAGUCACGUGCCCACAGGGAGGAGCAGGCAACGUUCAUUGCAGCGGCACUGGAAGAGCAGGCAGUGUCAACGUUCAGAGAAGGACCGCUGAAGCCGAGGUGGUAGUUGAUCCUGCCAGGGCCGAAAGCUCGGACACCUCCUGUGAUGAAGUAGGUGUCGACCUCCUGGGCAGCGUUGAUCUCACGCCAGUCAUCAGAUGUCUGGCCGUAGAAGGUACCAAUGCGGUCCAGCCUGGUCGAGGGCGUCCUGUUGGGCACGUAACCGCUCAUCUCGAGAGCCUCGUAGGCGGUGGUCAGGGCCAUCCUCUGCAUGGGGUCGGUCUGGAAGGCCUCACGAGGAGACAUGUUGAAGAAACGAGGGUCGAACAUGCCAGGCUUCUCAAUCCAGCAGCCGUAAGGAGUGUGACUGCUGUUGAUGACCUUUCCGUUGGGGUCGUAGUGAGUCUCGACCGGGAAACGAUCGGCGGGGACGACACGGUGAACGUCCAGUCCCUUGGAGAGAAGCUCCCACAGCUUCUCGUGGCUAGCGGCGUCGGGGAAACGACCAGCCAUACCGACAAUGGCAAGCUUGUCACGGCUGCCACGUCCAUGGUUUCCAAUCACGGAAUCGGUGCUCUCCUUGGAUAUUUGUGGGGCCUUGCGGAGGAUGAUAUCCAAGCUGGUCUCGGCCUUGAGGAGAUUGGCCAGGGUGGCGGCGUGCUGUGUGGGGCCGAAGGGGAUGAUGAGGCACGACUUUCCGUCAAAACCACGAGCCAGAUUUAA